AUGACAACCAAACAGGUCGUCGCUCGUCUCGGCGGUGUGUUCCCCCUUGACGACGCCCUGCUGGUGGCACUCCCUCCUAGGCGAACCGAGUCCUCCAAGGUCAUCCACAGCGUCAAGCGCGACUUCAUUCCAACCCUCAUUGGAUUCGGCAAGUUCGGAACGGCUACGAUGGGCCAAGACCAAGACUGCGCCGCGGCCCCAGAGGCCAUGAUACACAACCUCUACGACGACAUCCAGAGAGGCCGCAUCGAUCCCGGCAAUCCCUACUUCCCUUAUGCUCUUGCAGUGCUGCGCGACGAAAGCAGCCAGCGUAUGCUGAAGCCGAUUGCGCAGAGCAUGGUGGACCAGAUCAUGGAGGCCGGCCAGCUCACCCAUACCUGGCAAACAAAGGGCAGCUUGAACGUAGGCGGCAUGGAAUCCUUGAGGGAGCGAGCGUUCAACGUACUCGAUGGUGCUCGCAGAGGGCGUCUGUGGAUUACCGGGAUCGCCGACCAAGUUUUGCGCCGCACAGCGGUUCCAAUACGGCAUCUGGUCAUGAUACAAGGCUUCCAGCGUAAUGCGUGA
Molecule: messenger RNA, 564 nt
Organism: Parathielavia appendiculata
Lineage: Eukaryota; Fungi; Ascomycota; Sordariomycetes; Sordariales; Chaetomiaceae
Exons: 7
Coding region: 1-564 (187 amino acids)
Source: RefSeq, a predicted model, not a curated record